ACAAGCGUGACAUCGACAGCCUUUGUAUUUCGGUGAGACUGUAGAUGUCACGUGACUUCAACCAGGAAGCAAGACGGGGGUAGUGUUGUCUUGAGGUGUUACACAUACAGACACAUCAUGGCAACUGAUGUUGAAAAUUGGCAAAAUGGGAAGACCUUCCCGGAAACCAACCUACACAUGUUGGACAGUUUGUUGUUGGCUGAUGUGACCUUCCUCGUUGGAGAUCAAAGGGAGGCAAUCCAGGCUCACAAGUUCAUUUUAGUCAGCCGCAGUUGCGUGUUUCACGCGAUGUUCUGUGGAUCGAUCCCUGAAAUGGGCCAAGUACUGAUUCCUGAUAUACAGACAGACAACUUCAAGACCUUUCUAAGGUAUCUUUACACGGGGGAGGUCGCGUUAACUCCUAACACUGUCCUUGGUCUGAUGUACGCUGCUAGGAAAUACAACACCACAGGACUGGAGAAACAAUGUGAGGAGUUCUGCUUACAAUCGUUGUCGCCUAGCAACGCAUGUUUAUUUCUACAACAAGCAGACCUGUUUGAUAAAGAAGACCUUAAAGAAAGAGCUCUUAAAGUAAUUAAAUCCAAUGCCGAGGUAAGUGUUGCUAGCGAGGGAUUCUGUGAGCUAAGUCAGGAUUGUCUAAAGCUGAUCCUGAAGGCAGAUGACAUGAGAGUUGACGAGAUUUGCAUCUUCCGAUCUGUGAUGUCGUGGGCGGAAGCUGAAUGUCGACGUCAGGGAGGGGAGGUAACUCCAGAAAAGAAAAGAGAAGUGCUGGGAGAAUGUGUAUUUCUCAUUCGCUUCGCUACUAUUCCAGAGGUGAAAUUUGCCACUACUGUCUGCAAUGAAGGUAUUUUAAGUGAAACCCAUGCCUUGAUGUUAUUAAGAAAAUACUCUAUAGGCGACCUGGAUAUACGGCCGUUUUGCGACAUAUCUCGUUUACCUCCUGUCUAUAACUUGUCUCGCUUACCUCCUGACCAAGAGCCCCACGAGACUCGCGGCAGUAAAUGUCGAAUUGAUGCGUUGUAUAUAUCCUGUGAUGCCAGUGUUCACCUGACCGGGCUGAGCAUGUAUGCUGGGAAGCUGGCGGACAAGGUGUCUGUAGACAUAGUUGUUACUGACAUUGAUAACAAAACCCUGCUGAAGCAUCACCAGGACGUGGAUGUGACAAAGGGACAACUCUCAGAUGUGGUGAUGUUUCCUUCACCUCUGUCUGUUAGUAAAGGAAAGAAGAUAAAAAUCAAAGUCACUAGGGAGGGCAAUGAACACUUUGUAUGGACGUGUAUAAUGAACAACCAGCCUUUGAGGACACAUGAAACAUCAGGUGUUGUGUGGUCACUAGAGAAAUGUAACGAGAGUCAAUAUAGCAACAGCCUAGAAUAUGGAUUCCUUACUGGGGUUUUCUACGAAGCGUAGUGUAUUCACUCUUUUACCCUGAUCCGUAUCAAGAGGUUCGGGUGACUGAGGGACAACAUUCCUACCAACUAUCUUUGUACACCAGUAAUGUAAUAUGGAACAAGUGAGUGAGUGAGUGUGGUUUUACGCCGCUUUUAGCAAUAUUCCAGCAAUAUCACGGCGGGGGACACCAGAAAUGGGCUUCACACAUUGUACCCAUGUCGGGAUUCGAACCCGGGUCUUCGGCGGGACGAGCAAACGCUUUAACCACUAGGCUACCCGACCGCCCCAAUAUGGAUAUAAGCUACUCCUAGGCGUUGUUUAUCGCGCAAUGAAACACUACAAGGACAAUUUCACAAAAAUCACCGUGAAAUAAGGUGAAAUAAGUAUGGCUGCCGGAGUCGUUACAACAGACACAUAAGACAGUUCACAUUUCAUUAAUGUCGAACACACUAGUAAGGUCCACAAUGACUGGCUACCUCAAUAUCUGGUGUAAUCGCCUCGCACUUGGAUAACACGUUCUACACGCCGUCUCAUGCUGGUCACCAGACGUCUGAAUCUCUGUUGGGGAAUCUGCUGCCACUCAUCAUGCAAUGCAUGGGUCAAUUCCUGAAGGCUCUGAACUGGAGGAUCCCUAGCUCCCACCCUACGAUAUAUGAAUAAUGGAAUGAUGAGUUCCAACAAAAUGCCGGACAGGAAUUUGACAUUGGGAUUUUUAUGUUGCUUCAGCCAAGCAUUACAUGCAGAGAUAGUGCACAAAUGAUGCUCAGGUGUCUUUGACAGUAAGAAACUAUACAAAAGUUCGUUUGUGGAACCAUAUAAAAAAAUAAGGAGCAUUCCCCAAGACUUGUGGUGGUUGGUGGCUGACUUAGCCAUAUUGACAGCAGCUGGUGAAGAGAAGCCAAGCAACUUUGCAACAUGUUGUAGAUAUGGCCACCAUAGAAAUUUGAAAAUUGACCUCACACCAUUUAUCUCAAUGUGUCCUGCUCCAGGUAAACCAAUAUAUGCUUGUAAAGUUGGUGACUGGCAUCUACAACAUCAUCAUUGGGGUGCUCAAUACCACAGUGCUUACUCAAACCCUGCAGGCCCUUUUUGACAAUAACCUGACAAACUGGACAUUUGUACCAUUUAGUAAGCAUUCUGCUUAAUAAAUUGUAGGGAGAACCAUCGCAUCCGAGAACUAGCCACUUUCUACUGUUACCGAAGUCACUGUCUGAACAUAUCUUAUCCAGAACAGUUUGAAGACUAUUAUAUGAUGCAGGAUUGACCAUGGCUGGAUCACCCAGACUAAUUUCAGGUUGAAUAAUUGGAUGGCCAGAGGUUAAAAAAUCAUAAGGAUUAUCCCUUUUCUUAAAGGGACCACAAGAAAAUGAAUGUGUACAUUCAUCAAUAUUGUCACCGAACAAACCAUUUCUACAUGUCAAGCUGUUAAGAACUAUUUCCAACCUGCUUUCCAAGAAUGUAUCCACUAAUGAAGACAAUUCAUGAUGAAACUUGUUACUAGCUACAUCCAAAGCCUGUGCCAUAUCAUCGCCCAAAUUACAUACUUGUAACCAAGCGAUUGGUGAUAAUUGGGGACAACAUUGGAUGUCACUGCUGGGGUCAUUUAUGUACAUAAUGUAUGUCAUGACACUGCAUUUUGGUCUAUAAUUUAUUGAUACAUGCCAGGAUCUACCAAUCACUGGGUUAUUAUCAAAGAAAACUGUUAAAGAGCCUUUUUAGGGGCUAUGAGGUGUUUCCGUGCCAACCUUCAACCAGGAUGUAAGUGAUGGAUAGGAACCACAGGGUGAGGUGGAAUUAAGUACAUUAACACAGUUGUUGCUACCAGAUAUGAAAUAAGUGAGUACGGAAAUUGCAAAUGAUAUCGGCGUGAUGAUUGUGGGAAGGACAGCAAAAUAUAGAAAUUCCACACAUCUUGCUAACAUGACAGUUUUCUUUGAAGAUUGAAAACUGUCAGUAUCCUCAACUGUGGGGCAAACUAAUGCACCUAAGAAUGUCAACAAGAGAACAUUUCUACUUUUCAACCAGUCCUGAAUGUUUAAAUUGUCAUAAAAAUUUGAAGAUUUCUAUUGGACUCCAACCUCUUUUAUGUCUUCUUCUACUUGGGAAUGGAUGUAGCUGCCAAGGCCACGAGACAAAGAAGUGAGUUCAUACUCCGAACGGUUAUCAAUGGACAAAUCAUCCAACACACUUUGUACGUUUUCCUUCAGUUUGUCUCAGGAAUCGAGAUUAAUUUUUCAUUUGUAUACUCCGCACAGGCAGUGCACAGGUAGGUUGAUCUGGGUUGAAGGUACUUUAGUACAUUAAGUUUUAUUCUACUUUUGGGGGGAAUUUUCUUGAUUUAAUUAGAUACACUUGGAACUCUCGAUUUUUAGAAAAGAUUUCGUGUUCGCUGCAACUUCAUUUUCUGCCCAUAUUGUACUUUUAAGAUAUAUACCUGUAACAUUACAAUAAAUAGUAUGAAAUAUU
Molecule: messenger RNA, 3858 nt
Organism: Haliotis rufescens (red abalone)
Lineage: Eukaryota; Metazoa; Mollusca; Gastropoda; Lepetellida; Haliotidae
Product: BTB/POZ domain-containing protein 6-like
Exons: 3
Coding region: 118-1410 (430 amino acids)
Biological process (GO): neurogenesis
Cellular component (GO): cytosol
Molecular function (GO): protein binding
Source: RefSeq, a predicted model, not a curated record